This is a messenger RNA of Strongylus vulgaris, 428 nucleotides long. The record is from the annotation of a GenBank genome assembly. Lineage: Eukaryota; Metazoa; Nematoda; Chromadorea; Rhabditida; Strongylidae.
AUGGGAAGCUUUUCGGAAAAUGGGCCUAGGGUCAUCGUCACCGUGGCGGAUACAAGGCGGUCACCAGCAAACCUUGUUCUGUUUAGAUCAUUCGCCCCAAAAAUCCCAGAGGCUGUGAGAGAGCAGUUGGACUAUCUAGAUCCUGACAAAAUCUUAGUUUGGAAGGCUGCGCGUUGCACAUGUGCUGCACCAUUUUUCUUUGACUCCUAUAAUGGCCUUUCUGAUGGUGGCCUCGUAGCAAAUAAUCCAACUCAAGCACUUAUUGCCGAUUUUCUACAAACAACGCGUCUUGAAAAAGAAUAUGCUAGCAACAAAGUAAGUGUAGUUUAUCUAAAAAUUUCUAGCGUUGAAACUUGUGCUAGGUUGCAAAAAUCCAUUCUCUCUCACUUUGAACUGUCCCAAUGCGAGGUUGAAUUGAAGCUUUAAUA